GUCGCGCACGUGUUGAUUCAUUUUGUCCCGAAUCGAAAGUCCCUCAAAGCCAAAAGCCGAGCCGGUAACAUCUGUUUUUGCGCUCUACGCAAAGGAUGCGAACGCUGCUCCUGCGUAGUGUGUUGUUUCUUCAAUCCCAGCAAGUUCGGAAAAUCGUCGCAACGAAUUGUGAGACAACAACAAUUAUGGCCAGUGCAAGUCAACCAGAUGGUGAUCCGCCGCUUCGGUAUCGAGUGGAAGCCAAAUGUUCAACAACGAAAGCCCGCGUCGGUGUGAUGAGCUUGAGGCACAGUGAUGUUGAUACACCGGUGUUUAUGCCGGUUGGAACGCAGGGUACCUUGAAAGGAUUACUGCCGGAUCAGAUACUUGAUCUGGGGUGUCAGAUAAUGCUAGGGAACACCUACCAUCUAGGGAUGCGUCCUGGAACGGAGGUGCUGAAAAAAGUUGGCGGGUUGCAUAAGUUCAUGGGAUGGCCAAAGGCGCUGCUGACCGAUUCUGGCGGUUUCCAAAUGGUUUCACUGUUGCAGCUGGCGGAGAUAACCGAAGAAGGGGUAAAAUUUGAAUCGCCGUACGACAAGAGCCAAUCCAUGCUAACUCCGGAGCGGUCGAUGGAGAUCCAGAACGCUAUCGGAGCGGAUAUAAUGAUGCAGUUGGACGAUGUGGUGAAGACUACAACCACCGGGCCAAGAGUGGAGGAAGCGAUGCACAGGACGAUUCGCUGGCUGGAUCGAAGCAUAUCGGCCCAUGCAAGGGACGACGAGCAAAGCAUUUUUCCAAUUGUGCAGGGGGGGCUGCAGCCUGAAUUGAGGAAGAUUUGCGCGGCAGAAUUGGCCAAAAGAAAUACACGAGGAUACGCUGUAGGGGGGCUGAGUGGCGGUGAAAGUAAGGAUGAGUUUUGGAAGACGGUGCAUCUGUGCACGGAUCUUUUACCGGAGAACAAACCUCGCUAUCUGAUGGGCGUUGGGUUUGCCGCGGAUUUGGUUGUUUGUGUGGCACUGGGAAUCGAUAUGUUCGAUUGUGUUUACCCGACUAGAACGGCAAGAUUUGGAUGUGCCUUGACGCGACGAGGACAAAUGAAUUUGAAGCAGCAGAGCUUCAAAACCGAUAUGAGACCUAUCGAUGAGACGUGCGACUGUUCGACGUGCAAAAGUUACACUCGGUCGUAUUUGCAUCACAUCGUAACGAUAGAACCGGUUGCUUGCAGCAUUAUUAGUAUUCACAAUGUUGCAUUUCAGCUCAAACUGAUGAACGAAAUGCGAGAGCAUAUAAAAGCCGACACCUUCCCACAAUUUGUCGAAUCCUACAUGAAGGAACGUUUCUCAGAUGAACAAAUACCCCAAUGGAUUGUGGAUGCAUUAGCUGCAGUUAAUAUUCAACUUUGAAUUUUAUUCUUCGGCAUUCAUAUUUAUUAGUAUUUUUCGACUGUAAGGUAAUUGUCGUUAUUUGAGUUUGAUACAGUUCCCAUUCAAAUGUACUUAGUCGCGUACAGGUUGAAAAAAAGUUUACGAUAAUAAUUUAUAAUCCUUCCCACCAA
Armigeres subalbatus is the source of this 1534-nucleotide messenger RNA. Its product is annotated as queuine tRNA-ribosyltransferase catalytic subunit-like. Gene Ontology annotation, cellular component: cytosol. Gene Ontology annotation, molecular function: tRNA-guanosine(34) queuine transglycosylase activity. The record is from RefSeq and is a predicted model, not a curated record. NCBI's taxonomy places the organism in Eukaryota, Metazoa, Arthropoda, Insecta, Diptera, Culicidae. The coding region runs from base 96 to 1382 and encodes 428 amino acids. The transcript is spliced from 3 exons.